CUUGGGCGUCAUGAUUAUGGUCAUCAAUCUCUCCCACUUCACGAACCCUGCUUCUUUUCUCUUUUACGCCCUCUGAUCUUGUUGGGUUAGCUAUCUCAACAUUCCACUCAACUACCUUACAGCUCCUGCUACGGAUACCUGAUAUUCUACGACCCCGUACCCCUCUGUUUCCAGCUACUUUAAACUCCUCCCCACCUCUCGUAGCCAUCUCCUCUCCUUCGGUGGCGCAAGAUGAAGCUCACAUUCAAGGAUCUCAAACAGCAGAAAUUCGUAAUUGAUGCAGAGCCCUCGGAGACGGUUGCACAAGUGAAGGAAAAAAUCUCCAAGGAAAAAGGAUGGGAGGUACCUCAGCUCAAGCUCAUCUACUCCGGGAAAAUCCUCCAAGAUGACAAGACCAUCGAGACAUACAACAUUGAGGAGAAGGGCUUCAUAGUAUGCAUGGUAUCGAAGCCCAAGGCUCCCUCGUCUGCCGCUACACCUUCACAGGCCCCUUCGACACCUUCGAGAGCUGCUGCCUCCACGCCUGCUGCCCCAUCUGCUCCUGCCCCGUCUGCUGCCCCAUCUGCUCCGGCUGUACCUACGACCCCCUCACCCGCCGCUCCGGCUCAGGCACCCGCUGAUGCCUCUGCUGCGUUCAAUGACCCGUCCGCAUUGCUGAGUGGCUCCCAGAGUGAGGCUGUCAUCAGUCAAAUGGAGAGCAUGGGCUUCCCCAGAAGCGAUAUCAACCGUGCCAUGAGAGCGGCUUUCUUCAACCCCGAUCGUGCUAUUGAGUAUCUAUUGAAUGGGAUCCCCGACAACAUCCAACAGGAGCAGCAGCAACAGGCUGCCGCAGCCGCCGCACCCCCUGCCCCGUCCGCUCCUUCCGGAGAGAGUGCUCCCUCGUCGACCGGUGGUGAUGAGCCAGUGAAUUUGUUUGAAGCCGCUGCUCAGGCCGGCACUGGAGAGGGCACUGGUCGUGGAGCUCGUGCUGGUGCUGCCGGAGCUGGGGAAGGACUGCCCAACCUCGACUUCCUGCGGAAUAACCCUCACUUUCAGCAGCUCCGCCAGUUGGUCCAGCAACAGCCACAAAUGCUGGAACCCAUCCUUCAGCAAGUCGCCGCUGGUAACCCUCAGAUUGCACAGCUCAUCGGUCAGAAUGAGGAGCAGUUUCUCCAACUCUUGAGUGAAGAGGAUGAUGGCGCGCUGCCUCCAGGUACCCACGCAAUCAGCGUUACAGAGGAGGAGAGAGACGCCAUUGAACGCCUCUGCCGACUUGGUUUCUCUCGCGACCUGGUCAUCCAGGCCUACUUUGCCUGUGAUAAGAACGAAGAGCUCGCAGCCAAUUACCUCUUUGAGAACCCUGAUGAUCCUGACGACAUGUGAUGAACUGCUUUCCUGUGCUUUUGUUUGAGGCUCCUCGUCUACCGGUUGCCUGUCAAUCUACUCGAGUUGAUUCUCCUCUCCUAACGAAUUUUAGCAUGAACGUCUUCUGACUCUUGUACGAAACCGAUUUUGUUUAAACCGGGAUUCGUGCAAGCUUUCUUUUAUCAUUUCCCUGUCAUUUCACUUGCGUGUGUCCUUUCUAUGUCGAAACAGCUGCCCUAGUGAAUGAAAUUGGGAACUCGAUGCUUCAACGUAUGAUAUCUACCUUCUUCUUACGUGACGCGUGGGUCAUGUACCUAUCAAUGAGACGCACUGGGUCAUCUUGACAUGUAUUCUAUUUCUUCUCUCGCCUUUAUUCCGCCGGCAUGACGAGGUUUAGCAACCGGAUCAAAUCGCCCGAUUCCACAUAAAC
This is a messenger RNA of Aspergillus novofumigatus IBT 16806, 1774 nucleotides long. Its product is annotated as putative UV excision repair protein (RadW). Gene Ontology annotation, biological process: proteasome-mediated ubiquitin-dependent protein catabolic process; nucleotide-excision repair. Gene Ontology annotation, cellular component: nucleoplasm; cytosol. The record is from RefSeq and is a predicted model, not a curated record. Gene Ontology annotation, molecular function: damaged DNA binding; polyubiquitin modification-dependent protein binding; ubiquitin binding. The coding region runs from base 232 to 1362 and encodes 376 amino acids. The transcript has 7 exons. Lineage: Eukaryota; Fungi; Ascomycota; Eurotiomycetes; Eurotiales; Aspergillaceae.